UGAAUAUUGACAAAACCUCUUCUUUUUUGCUCCAUGAAAGAAAGAAUACUACAUGGAUCUGACACGAUCUGAGGAUAAUUUCCUGGAGGAUCUAAGGAACCUGUCAGAUGUCAGCAAAGCCAAUGUCAAGUUUUCUCUGAGAAACCCGUCUCAACCAGAUGAUGAUGUGUGUUACAUUGUGUGUGGCAAACCAGAGACUCUCAGCAGCUGCAACUUCAAAAACACUUCAAAAACCUUUUUGGUCAUUCAUGGGUGGACGGUAAGUGGAUUGUUUGAGAGCUGGGUUGAGAAACUGGUUGCCGCACUUUAUAACAGGGAGAAGGAUGCUAACGUCAUUGUUGUGGACUGGUUGGACAUGGCGCAGAACUAUUAUGUGGUGGCAGCACAAAACACAAAGAUGGUGGGACAAGAGAUCAGGCUCUUCAUAGACUGGUUAGAGGAGUCUGCCAACGUUCCUUUGGAGAAGUUGCACCUCCUUGGCUACAGUCUUGGCGCCCACGUUGCAGGUUUUGCAGGAAGUCAUGCAACCAAUAAAGUUGGACGAAUCACAGGUCUAGACCCAGCUGGACCAGACUUUGAAGGGGUCCACGCCCACGGACGGCUGUCCCCAGAUGAUGCCCAUUUUGUAGAUGUCCUUCACACAUUCACUCGAGGUUCUCUGGGUCCCAGUAUCGGUAUCGAGCAGCCAAUCGGUCAUGUGGAUAUAUACUCUAAUGGAGGAAGCUUCCAGCCUGGCUGCAACUUGAGAGGAGCUCUAGAGAAAAUGGCCAGUUAUGGAAUACUUGCCUUAUAUAAUGCCAUCAGAUGUGAGCAUGAGAGGUCUGUCCACCUGUUCAUCGACUCCCUGCUGAAUGAGGAAGAAGCUAGCAGAGUGUACAGCUGUGGGAGCAAUGACAUGUUCGACCGAGGCAUGUGCCUCCAGUGUCACAAGAACCGCUGCAACACCGUGGGCUACGACACCAGCAAAGUCCGUAAGGCAAGAAGCGUCAAGAUGUUCGUCAAGACACGAGGCUCCAUGCCAUUCAGAGUUUUCCACUAUCAGCUGAAAAUCAACUUCCUUGGUAAAUUAAAUCAAUUAGCGAUGGAGCCAGCACUGACAGUCUCACUUUACGGUACCAAUGACGAAGCAGAAGCUCUCAAGUUGAAUGUACAGGAGAAGAUCACCGCUAAUAAAACGUACUCAUUCCUUGUGGUAACCGAGAAGGACAUUGGAGAUCUUCUGAUGCUGAAGUUUAAGUUGGAGGAGUCCACAUCCUCUUUACUCUCUCUGCUCUCCUCGUGGUGGUAUGGAGAUUCUGCGAAUUCUGGCGUACAGGUCCAUAAAAUCAGAGUCAGAGCCGGGGAGACACAAAAGAAAAUUGUGUUGUGCUUGAAAGAUCCACAAAUGGGAAGUUCAGCUCAGGACGUCGUAUUUGUGAAAUGCAAGAAGCCUUGAAGGUCUUUAUCUAAACGGCUUCAAUUGAAGAGCCAAUGGAAAUAUUUUCAAGUGAUUUUUUAAUGAAGCAAUUCAACAAAUGUAUUUAUACAGCUGUUACUGAUUAAGACUGCAACUGCACUGACUGUACUGUAUUCAAUAUGUAAUGUGUUGCUAUGAAUGUGAUUCAUGCAAAUAGAUUGUGAACUUUUGUACUAGGGUAAGCCAUAGGCUUGAAAAGCCUUGAAAUGUGAUUGAUUGUAUUAAAUAAUACUGGAUUUGUGUUUGAAGUAAAUCUUUAGUUAAUUCAUUUUAGUAUUAUUUGUAAUGAUG
This is a messenger RNA of Sinocyclocheilus grahami, 1747 nucleotides long. Its product is annotated as lipoprotein lipase-like. Lineage: Eukaryota; Metazoa; Chordata; Actinopteri; Cypriniformes; Cyprinidae. Gene Ontology annotation, molecular function: lipoprotein lipase activity; apolipoprotein binding. The transcript is spliced from 10 exons. Bases 53 to 1435 code for a protein of 460 amino acids. Gene Ontology annotation, biological process: very-low-density lipoprotein particle remodeling; lipid catabolic process. The record is from RefSeq and is a predicted model, not a curated record.